AUGACUAAGUUUCUGCCCCAGGCCCCACUGGGCAUAAAAAGCCCCGUCGCUGUCAACUCCACCUCCAUUGCGCCUCAGCUAUCAUGUGUGGAAUUUUUUUUCUCCUUGUCAACAAGGGCCACACAGCCAAAUCGAGAAACCAGAGACUUGCUGAAAAAGCGCGGUCCGGACAGCACACAGACCCACACGGUGUGCAGGGAAGUCAAGACACAAGAUGCAGUGUCCCAGCCAUUACAGCAUCUCACCUUUAUCUCGACGGUGCUAUCACUCAGAGGUGAUCAUGUUUACUCACAACCAUUAAUAGAUUCAUCAACCCAAUCUGUGCUCUGUUGGAAUGGGGAAGCUUGGAAGAUCGGCGGCGAACCAGUCAGCGGCAAUGAUACUGAACGCGUUUUCAAUUUGUUCUUGCGGGCCGUGAAAAGUGAUGAAUAUAAUACACCUCAAAGAUUCGCUGAGUCUGUCGCAACUAUCUCGGGCCCCUUUGCGUUUGUGUUCUAUGACGCGAUCAAUGCGCGACUCUUCUUCAGCAGGGACUGUCUCGGCAGAAGGUCUCUCUUGCAGGGUUUUGAGGAAGACGGUAGUCUCAAGAUAUGCAGCGUAUGCGACGGAUCUUCCUCGACAGUAUUUGACGAGGUAGGCUUUGCUGGAAUCUACAUGAUCAAUCUUGAUGCAGAUCGAGAGACAUCCGCAUCUCCCAAGGAUCAGUACAAGAUUGAGACUUUGCCAUGGAGCUCUGAUCCUGCUCCGCCUGCUGGUCAUAUUAAGAAUCCAAUUCCGCCAAUGAAUAUGUUGGUCCCACCAGAGCAACCGCCAGCAUUGUUACAAGAGACUUCAUCUGUAAAGGCAUUGGAGACAAGGCUGCGUCAGUCACUUGAAAUAAGACUGCGAGAUGUGCCAACGCCUCCUGGCUAUGUUUCAGGGAGCAGUGCCAAAGUCGCAGUGCUCUUUUCAGGGGGCUUGGACUGCACCCUUUUGGCUCGUCUCUCACAUGAUCUCUUACCAAGCAACGAACCGAUCGAUCUUCUGAAUGUCGCAUUCGAGAACCCUCGAGUCACGGCAGCAGCAAAUUUGAACUCAAAACAACAGAAGACUUCAUCGACAUCGCCAUCACCAUCGCCCAUCUCUGCCUAUGAGGCCUGUCCUGACAGAAUCACAGGCCGUUCCGCAUUCGCAGAGCUCCAAAAAGCGUGUCCUGGGCGAAUUUGGCGUUUUAUUGCCAUUGACAUUCCCUACGCCGAAACAUUAUCACAUCGAGACCAGGUCAAACGUCUCAUGAGACCCCACAAUACAGAAAUGGACCUCUCCAUCGCAUGCGCCUUGUACUUUGCAUCUCGCGGCCAAGGAACCAUCCACAUCCCCAACACAGACCCAGAACCUUACAUAACCUCGGCGCGCGUUCUCCUCUCAGGACUCGGAGCAGACGAGCUCUUCGCCGGGUACGGCCGCCAUGGUAUCGCCUUCAACCGUGGCGGCUUUGAGGGCCUCAUUUCUGAGAUCAAUCUCGACGUGAGCCGACUCGGACAACGCAAUCUUGGCCGCGACGACCGCGUUCUUUCUCACUGGGGGCGAGAAACUCGCUUCCCAUUCCUAGACGAAGAUUUCGUCGCGUGGGUGCUUCGCGCGCCGGUUUGGGAGAAAUGCGGCUUCGGACUUGCUGAACUGCCAGACUCCGAUCCAGAGGCACAGACGAUUGCCACGCUCGACAAAGAGAAAAUGGCACUACGGCUUGUGGCUCUGCGACUGGGCUUGCAAAGCGUUGCUCGGGAGAAAAAGCGCGCUAUCCAAUUUGGUGCGCGAACAGCCAAGAUGGAGACAGGCCGUACGAAAGGCACCGAUACCCUGAUAUAA
Penicillium maclennaniae is the source of this 1848-nucleotide messenger RNA. RefSeq names its product asparagine synthetase domain-containing protein. Gene Ontology annotation, molecular function: asparagine synthase (glutamine-hydrolyzing) activity. Bases 1 to 1848 code for a protein of 615 amino acids. The record is from RefSeq and is a predicted model, not a curated record. Lineage: Eukaryota; Fungi; Ascomycota; Eurotiomycetes; Eurotiales; Aspergillaceae. The transcript is spliced from 2 exons.